AUGGGCUGGUGCAGCUGGAACUACUACCAUCGCAACUUCAAUGCCUCGGUCUUCUAUACCAUGGCCGAUGCCAUGGCCUCCAACGGCAUGAAAGCCGCUGGCUACACCUACAUUAAUGUGUUUGUCAUCGACCCUUGCGCUGACGGCGGUUGGUGGGAGGGGGCAGACACGGGCACAAUUGUUCGCAAUGCCUCGGGCUUUGCCAGCGCCAACAAGGCCAAAUACCCAGACGGCAUUGAAAAGGUGAUUGAUUACAUUCACAGCAAAGGCUUCAAAUAUGGGCAUUACACCGAUGCCGGUGUCUCGGCUUGCAACAAGGACAAACCCAUGAGCGAGGGCUACGAGGCCCAAGACGUGGCCUUGUUUGUGUCCUGGGGCAUCGACAUGCUCAAGCUUGAUGCCUGCGCCCGCACCGAGCCCCCCUAUACGGUCAUGAGCCGAUGGGAGAAGCUGUUGAAUGCCAGCGGGCGCCCAGUCCUGUUUUCCAACUGCCGCAACGAUUGCGAGACCAACACAUGGGACGAGUGGUGCCCCACUCUGCACAACAUGUGGCGCACCUCCAACGACAUUCAGCCCGCCUGGGAAAAUAUCAUGACCAACCUGGAUACCCUCCGUGGUCGCGGCAGCUUUGCUGACUUUCUGGAAGUAGGUAUUGGUGAACUCGCCUACGAUCCGUCUAGUCCCGACGCUUUGUAUGUCCUUGACAUGAACCGAGCGCACUUUGCGCUGUGGUGCGUGACGUCAAGCCCCCUCAUAGCCGGGGUGCCCUUGGACACGGCUCCGGAAGCCAUCAUUGAUCUUUUGACCAAUGCGCGGGCGAUUGCUGUCAAUCAAGCCUACGCAGGAAACGCCGGGGAUGUGAUUGCCAAUUCGACUGGGUACGACCUGUCGCAGCCCGAGACUGUUUGCCUGCCCACCCUUGUAGUUGCGCGUCUCACGGGACAGGAGUUGAAAUGCAGAUCGGGCCUGCUCCUUGCGGAUGGCACUGUCGCCCUGCCGGCCUUACCGCACCCUGUCCUAGCAAGAUGCUCGGGUGCAUUGACGCAGCAAUGGAAAAUGAACCAGCAGUUUAAUGGGUCCAUCUGUGCUCAAGAUGACUCGUCUGGCAGCUGUUUCAACGUUCAGCGUUGCGCGGGCCCCGUGGUCAUGUGGGCUGCUGACACGUCGGGGUGCGAUGACGGCAACAACGAGCGCUUUUUCAUCGAUCAGCAAGGCCAAUUGCGAUCCGGCAUCAACAACACCUGCGUGGCACCCAACAAAACGACCAGCGACUGGCAACUGUAUUUGAGCUCGGAUUGCAGCUUCAAGUGGCACUACAACACGACGUCCCACGAGUUGGUGGCAACCAGCUCUGAUGGCACCGCAUACUGUGUCGAGGAGACCAAUGCGCUCAACACAGCUACCGAGAUCUGGAGCAAGCCGCUGCCCAACAACACGGCGGCAGCCGUGCUGUUCAAUCGGCAAGACGUGGCUCUGGCCAACAUUACCCUAGCCCUGGCUGACGUGCCUGGACUCUACGGCUCUUUGACAAACUGCGUGCUGACGGACGUGUGGAGUGGGGAACGUUUUUAUGUCGAGGCCAACUACACGGCCUACGAUCAUCUGUGUGUGUGUGUGUGUGUGUGUGUGUGUGUGUGUGUGUGUCUGUCUGUCUGUCUGACAGAGAUCACCUGCGUCAUGUCGACUUGGGAGGAGCAUUAUGUGCAAUGUCGCAGAGCCACCACCGCCUUGACGCGGAAGUUGCGAGCGAUGAAGAGUAUUGAUUUAAUGCAGCGGUCUCGCGGUACGGCAGAGACGAUCCGCAUCCUGAGCUACAACGUCUUGGCCGACUGUUACAUACGCGAAGAUCUCGCCCGGCCAGAGGUGCGGGCGGCCAGUUUUCCCGGCAAGGACGACCAGUGCUUGUUGUGGAAACAUCGCUGGCCGCGAAUUCAGAGCGUGGUGCGCCGCAGCAAGGCAGACGUGAUCUGUCUGCAGGAGGUGGAGUAUGCCAUGUUUGAGCACGUGUAUUGCCCCUUUAUGCGGAGACAGGGGUUUGAUAUCUGCAUCAUGCAGGACGCCCCGAAGCGUGACGUGUCGCAUCCAGUGGGCGUGGCCACCUUCUUGCGUGGCGAGCGCUUUAGUGUGGUGAGCGCCCAGCAUCGGAGCCGAGCGUUGUUGCUGCAUCUGCAGGACCAGCUGACGGGGCACAGCGUGGCCGUGGGCAACUGCCAUCUCAUUUCCAAGCGAUCGGCAGAAGCGGACCGAAUCAAGCAGAUGCGCAACGUGGUGCGGCUGGCCGAAGGCAUGGGAACCACGGCCGUGGUGCUGGUGGGCGACUUUAACGACGGCGACGAGGAUCCUUCGGUGGCGCAGUCGCUGCAGUGCGUGCGCAAGUUGGAGGAUCCAGUGGCAGCCAAAGCCAUGGUGGCCGCCGAGUCGGCACAGCUCCUCUUGCAUUCGGUGUAUGAAGGCAGCCCGGAUGUGACGCUCUGCAAGCCCGGCCUAAUGGCGCGAAUCGACCACGUGCUGGUGACGAGCAAUUGUCUUGUCGAGGCGCGGCAUGCACCGCAAGCCACCGAGUCUUAUGGCACGCUGAGCAAGCACCGGCUACCUAGCCGCCGCAAUGGCUCAGACCAUCUGCCAGUGGGGAUGGACUUUGUGGUGCAGGAGGACGCGCCCAGCCGAUUGCUGUCGAGCGCUGGCGGCGAUGCGCACUGCUCCUACCUCUCCCAUCUGCCGCACGCCGUGCCCUCAAGCAGCUACCAGUUGUCUAGUUGCCAAGUUCUCCUGCCCAUAGUAACAGUGCCGCCGGAUGUUAGGGUUGAUCGCCAUGAGGGAUGUAUGGAAUUGAUGCUGGUAUUGCUGCAAUCUCUCUCUCAAUCUCUCUCAAACUCUCCCUCUCUCUCCCUCCCUCUCUCUCUCUCUCUGUCUCUCCCUCCCCCUCUCUCUCAAAGUCUUAAACUCUCUCUCUCUCUCUCAAAGUCUUAA
Messenger RNA from Monosiga brevicollis MX1, 2970 nucleotides. RefSeq lists its product as uncharacterized. The transcript has 21 exons. Gene Ontology annotation, molecular function: hydrolase activity, hydrolyzing O-glycosyl compounds. Gene Ontology annotation, biological process: carbohydrate metabolic process. Lineage: Eukaryota; Choanoflagellata; Craspedida; Salpingoecidae. The record is from RefSeq and is a predicted model, not a curated record. The coding region runs from base 1 to 2970 and encodes 989 amino acids.